AAUCAGUGGAUUCUACCUGACAGCAAACCUGAUGAAAACUUCAGCCAGAGACCCGCGAGCCCGAGGGCCCUGAACUAAGGCUUCUGCUCCUGGGGAAACGCAGCACAGGAAAAAGCACCACGGGAAACAGCAUUCUGGGCAAAGUCGUGUUCAAGUCCAAGUUCAGUGGGCGCCAGGUGGUGACCAAGGCGUGCCAGCGACAGCUCAAGGCCGUGGGAGGGAGGGAGCUGGCGGUCAUAGACACUCCUGCCCUGUUCUCCCAGCUGUUGGACCCCCAAGACCGGUGUGGCCACCUGGAGCACUGUGUGGAGCUCUACGGGGGUGGUGCCCUCGCGCUGCUGCUGGUGAUCCCCAUCGGCCACUUCACAGUGGAGGACAAGGAGAUGGUGCAGGUCAUCUGGGAGGCGUUUGGAGCGGAGAUCAGGGAGCGUGCUGUGGUGGUCCUCACGCGCAAAGAGGAGCUGGGGGAGGGCUCCCUGACAGAGUACAUGAGCUUGAAGCCCCUGAUGGUCUCAGAGAGCUUGUUGGAGGCUGUGGCCGUGGGUACUGCACCUUCAACAAGGGCGGUGAGGAGGAGCUGCCGCCAGCUGCAGGACCUCCCUGCUUGAUGGGCAACAGUGAGGAACCUUAUUCCCUGAAGGGCAGAGCCGCCUGCAGUGGACCCCAGGAUCCUGUGGCUGAACCUACACCUCAGAAAGGAAACAGUCUGCAUGGUAGGAAGAUCCUUUCUAUGUUAAGCUCUCACCUGUAUUCUUGCACCCGCAUCAAAGUGAGGUGGGAAAAUGAGCUUGAUAAGUCAGAACAAAGCUGCAGCCUGAGACCUGGCUGAGGACCUGCCACAGCCUGUCCCCCAGGAAACACCUCCCACAUCGUAGGGGCAGCACAGGCAAAGGUGUCACAGAGCUGGGUCUGCCUCUCGUGGUUUCUUUCCUAACUGAGCCUCACCCUGGACCUGGACCCGGCACCACCCAGGUUUGGCCUCCUGUGGGGAAAGCUGUGGUCACCCCUCCAGGGAGAGCCCUGCAGUAGGAGUCUCCAGGUGAGGGGCACCAUUAAGGACACAGCCUCCCAUGGCACAGCUUGGAGCAGCCUCCCUCCUGUUUAGGGGUUUUAGGGAGUGCAAGUCAGUCCACAGGAGGAGCACACAUAACUAGCUCAGGCAUCCUUUCCUGAGGCUGGUCGGGGCUAACUCUGUGCCAGCAGUAGGCAGCUAAUAAGACAGACAAGAUCUCUGUCACUUGGAAUAUUCCAUAAUAAUGAUUAAAAUUAAAGUUAUAAUAAUUGCAAUUGACAUUAUGUCCUGGGUGGGUGGGGGACAGACCAUAGUGUGGUUUGCAUGGUCACCUGGAGGCAGUGCACGGGGAGUGAGAUGCUGACACCAUGAGUCUGUAGCGUCAGGACCCCGACAAGUCUACACUCAGGACCUGUAGAUACAGACAUGGUGUUUCCAUCCCUGGGGAUCCUGCUGGCCCUCCCCAGGGAGCCCUCCCUCCAAACUCCCCUCUCUGUAGAUGCUGCACUGGCUGGUGACCCCCAAGUGAGAUGGUCUCAUAGGAGUCAGUGAUGGACCAGGGAGGGGCUGGGCAGAGCCAGAGAUGGGAGCGGUGGCACGUCUGUGCACGAGCCCUGGAAAGACCAAGCCUGAGCCGUGCAUGGGAUUAGCUCUUGCUGCUCAAGGAUGAGCCGCAGCUGGGGGCGGGGGGCUGCCCUCUGCGCGUCCCGCUGGAAGACAUGGCGUCCCUGGGAAAGGUAGGCCCAGCUCGCCCAAGCUCACCCACCUUUCCCACUUUGCUCCCCACAGAAAUCCUGAGCUUUGUGCUGGUGGGGAGUGGAGGGACUGGGAAGAGCAUGACAGGGAACAGCAUCCUCGGGUGGCCCAACUUCCCCUUCCAGCUCCACGCUCAGCUGGUGACCACGACCUGCUGGCAGGGCACUCAGAUAUGGGAAGGGCAGAAGGUCGUGGUGGUGGACACCCCACCCCUGGACCAGAUGCUGGGAGGCCCGGGGGAUCCCUGCCAGUUGGAGGGGAAGGUCGAGAUCUCAUUCACCUUCUGUGGGGACGAGAAGAAGAUUCUGGUGCUGGUGCUCCAGCUGGGAUGGUUCACACAGAAGGAUGAAAAGGCUCUGCAGGAUCUGGAGGCCAUUUUCAGAGAGGAAGUGACACAUCACAUGAUUGUGCUGUUCACCCGGAAGGAAGAAUUGGAGGACAGGGAGAUGGAGGAUUACAAGGGGAACAUGGACAAUGAAGCUCUCAGGAAGAUAGUGGCCAAGUGUGUGUGUGGGGUGUGUGCUUUUAAUAACAAGGACACUGGCCAAGCAGGGGACGCCCAGGUGAGGGACCUUUUGAACACAGCCAACGAGCUGGUGAGGGAGCGCGGGGCCCGUGGGUACCCAUGUGCUUGGGAGGGCGUGAGCAGGAACAUUAAAAAGGUUCUGGAGAUGGCCAAUCCCUCAUCCUGGAAGACUUUGCAGAAUGUCUUACCAAGGCACCCAGAGCUGGGAGGUUGCUUUAAAUCAUCAACAGCCUCAGGCUGCCGGCAUGAGGGGCCUGGUCGGGUGGGGAUGGGGAGAGGGCCCAGGCUGGAGGAGCAAAUGUCUCUCACCUGAGGUGUUUCAGACACAGCAUGCCAGGAUGGGCAGAUGGCAGGGGAUUAGAAAGGGAAGCAGAGGCCCUCCCCUGGUGGCGCAGCGGUUGAGCACUGGGCUGCGAAGCUGCCCACAGCCUCUGCAGCGCUGGUUAGAUCUCUGGCUACCAGUGAGGGUCCCACAAGGCGGGCAGACCUCUCCUGCCACCCGCUGCUCCCCUCAGCAGUGUACUUCGGUCCUUCUGCCUGCUCUGCUCCCUGCUCUGGCUCUGGUGAAUUCUCUCACCCUCCCGCGCUCCUGACUGUACCUGGUGCUUGUAUAAAUAAAUAAAUAAAUCUUGAAAAAAAAAAAAAAGAAAGAAAGAAAGAAAGAAAGGGAAGAAGAAAUAAAAUCAAGGAGUCUAGUUCAGGACUAGAACAGAAAUCAGAAGCUUGGUAAAAUUGUCGCAAUUAGACGGUCUCAUGCAUUUCCAAAAUUAGGUUACUACCAAAGAAUCAUUGAAAGCUCCUUUGUGCAUUGAAAGCUCCGUUGUGCUUUUCUCUUUCCUUUAAAGUCCCAGAAACUGGAAAUUAGGGUGAAACUCAAUGAACAAGGAGUCCCCCUUCUGGGCAUGAGAGGCGACCUGUCCUGCAGGCCUGGGGAGCCCCACCCCCGCACCCUGGUCUCACCCCCUCUGCCCAGCUCCAGGGGCCCCUCUACACUCGGGGUCUUUCUUGGUUCAAGGUGGGCACCACCCACACCUGAGCACAGGAUGCUGAGAGCUGCCUGGGUGGGAGCUGGAACCUUUUCCAGGAGACAUGAGGUUGGAGGGCGGCAGUGUUAACACUUUGCACGUGACAAGGACAGGUUCCACAUGAUGUUUACUUUUGAAAGCGUCAGGUAAACCUUCCAGAUUAGCCCAUGUGGAAGAGCACAGCUGGUCACCAUUGAUUCUCUUGUUCUCUACGUAACACUUAAUGGGAUAGAUUCUGGAAAAUGUCAUGUUUUACCUAUAAUGUUAAAGGUAACAUAGGUAAAAACAUUCACUUGAAUAAAAUCAUAAAGACAAAUUCUCCGUGAGCUCCUUCACAGCCGGCGGGUUCGCUUCUCCAUCUGUGUGUGGGGAAAGCCCCUCAGGCUGCACUGGGCACUCCACUGAAGACCCCAGAAGAGGAAGGUUCUGCCUGU
Talpa occidentalis (Iberian mole) is the source of this 3753-nucleotide messenger RNA. Its product is annotated as GTPase IMAP family member 8-like. The record is from RefSeq and is a predicted model, not a curated record. Gene Ontology annotation, molecular function: GTP binding. NCBI's taxonomy places the organism in Eukaryota, Metazoa, Chordata, Mammalia, Eulipotyphla, Talpidae.